Botrytis deweyae is the source of this 1749-nucleotide messenger RNA. RefSeq lists its product as uncharacterized. The transcript is spliced from 2 exons. The record is from RefSeq and is a predicted model, not a curated record. Lineage: Eukaryota; Fungi; Ascomycota; Leotiomycetes; Helotiales; Sclerotiniaceae. The coding region runs from base 1 to 1749 and encodes 582 amino acids.
AUGCGUCAAUCGAUGCGAACAGGAGCUGUUGCAGCUCUUGCUGCCUCUACAGCAAAGGCCGCCUCCCUUGCAGAUAUUUGUACUGUCGCAAACGUUCAAGCUGCUUUACCAGCAAACGGAACCUUGAACGGCAUCAACCCAAUCUCAUCUUCCGUUACUGCCAACCCUGUUUACAACGCCACAGUCAGCUCGGUAGCUUACGACUACUGCAACGUUACUGUUACUUAUGCCCACCCGGGUAAAGAUCAAGUUGUCGUUUGGUACAAUUUCCCAAGCCCCGAUGUUUACAAGAGCCGUUUCUAUGUUGGCGGAGGAGGUGGAUACGCUCUCGGCUCCGAUCCAACCGCAGGUUUACCAUAUGGUGCCGUCGGGGGUGUCUCAGAUGCCGGCUACGAUGCUAUUGGUGGUACCACUGUUGAUGAGGUUGUCUUGACUGGAAAUGGAUCUGUCAACUGGGAUAGCAUCUACAUGUUCGGAUAUCAGGCACUUGGUGAGAUGACCCAGCUUGGAAAGGCUAUUACACCAUUGUUCUAUGGAAGCAACUCGAGCGCAAAGCUCUAUACCUACUACGAGGGAUGUUCUGAUGGCGGGCGUGAGGGUAUGUCCCAAAUCCAACGUUAUGGUUCCGAGUACGAUGGUGUCAUCACUGGUGCCCCAGCUUUCCGUUAUGGACAACAACAAGUUAACCACUUAUUCUCCAACGUUGCCGAGGUCAUGAUGAACUACUUCCCACCUACUUGUGAGAUGGACAAGAUCGUCAAUAUGACAAUCGAGGCUUGCGAUCCUCUCGAUGGACGUACCGACGGCGUCGUAUCCCGAACUGAUCUCUGCAAGCUCAACUUCAACCUUAAUAGCACUAUCGGUGCCCCUUAUUAUUGCGAGGCUUCAACUAGUAGCUCCCUUGGAUUUGCUUUCGGUCAAAAGGUAAAGAGACAAAUGGGUCAAGCCACCGCUUCUACACCUGCUCAAAACGGAACUGUCUCUGCUGAAGGCGCUGCUCUCGCUGCUCAACUCUACGAUGGUAUGUUCAAUUCAAAUGGUCAGCGUGUCUACCUCCCAUGGCAACCAGCUUGUGCAUUCCAAGAUGCCACUAGCUCCUACGACAACACUACCGGCACAUGGGGUGUUGAUAUUGCUUCCACCGGAGGUGAAUUCGUUACCAAAUUCAUUCAAAGGGUUGACCUCGACAACCUUGCUUCGCUCGAAGGCGUCACUAUGGACACUCUCCAAGAAUGGAUGACCGAGGCCAUGGUCAUGUACAUGGAUAGUUUACAAACCACUCUACCUGACCUUACCGAGUUCCAAGAAUCUGGAGGAAAGCUCAUUCAUUACCAUGGAGAAUCUGACGACAGUAUCCCAACCGGUUCUUCCGUCCACUACUAUGAAUCCGUCCGCUCCAUCAUGUACCCAAAACAAGAUUUCAAUGCCAGCAUCACCUCCCUCAAGGAAUGGUACAAGCUUUUCCUUAUCCCAGGAGCCGCCCAUUGCAGCACCAACACUCUUCAACCAGGCCCUUACCCAGCCGACAACAUGGCUACCAUGAUCGACUGGAUUGAGAACGGUAUUGAGCCAGAGAGACUUAACGCUACUGUUGGCAGCGGUACUUUUGAGGGAGAGGUUCAAAAGCUUUGCGCCUAUCCAUUAAGACCUAUCUGGGAUGCCGAGGGAACCUUAUCUUGCGAGUAUGACCAAGCUUCCAUUGACAGCUGGACUUACACUUUCGACGCAUUCAAGAUGCCGGUCUACUAG